AGGCACGGGCCGAGCGGUUCCGAUAGGGCUGGUCGGCAAGAAAGGCCUGCUAGCCCGCGCCUCCCUGGGAUCUUCGCCGCCCGAGCUGGACAUCAUGCCACAGGAAGAGUGAGCUCUUGCCCAUUUUACCAUGGAGGACUCAGGAAAGACUUUUGGAUCAGAGGAGGAAGAAACAAACUAUUGGAGAGACCUGGCCAUGACCUACAAGCAGAGGGCAGAGAAUACUCAGGAGGAACUCCGAGAAUUCCAGGAAGGAAGCCGGGAAUACGAAGCUGAAUUGGAAACUCAGCUGCAGCAAGCUGAAACCAGAAACCGGGACCUAUUAUCAGAGAAUAACCGCCUUCGAAUGGAGCUGGAGUCUGUGAAGGAGAAGUUUGAAAUGCAGCAUUCAGAGGGUUACCGGCAGAUCUCGGCCUUGGAGGAUGACCUGGCUCAUACAAAAGCCAUUAAAGACCAACUGCAGAAAUACAUCAGGGAACUGGAACAAGCCAAUGAUGACCUGGAAAGAGCCAAACGAGCCACAAUCAUGUCCCUGGAAGACUUUGAGCAGCGUUUGAAUCAAGCCAUUGAAAGAAAUGCCUUCCUAGAGAGUGAGCUGGAUGAGAAGGAAAAUCUUCUAGAAUCUGUGCAGAGACUGAAGGAUGAAGCUCGAGAUCUUCGGCAGGAAUUGGCUGUGCAGCAGAAGCAAGACAAGCCCCGGACACCCAUGCCCAGCUCAGGGGAAACCAAAAGGACAGACAUGGCUGUACAGGCCACAGGCUCUGCACCAUCUACUCCAAUAACUCACCAAGGAUCCAGCUCUGGUUUGAACACACCAGAAACGUUCAGAUGUGGUCUGGACAGUCCUAGUAGUGGAACCCCACUCACACCUGCAGCCCGGAUAUCAGCCUUAAACAUCGUUGGGGACCUGCUUCGGAAAGUUGGGGCCCUGGAGUCCAAACUAGCAUCAUGCAAGAACUUCAUGUAUGAUCAGUCCCCAAGCCGGAAAAGCGGGCCAGCCUUGGGCCGAGGAACCAAAAACAGAGACGGUAUUGACAGAAGGCCAGGCAGCACUGCUGUGGGCGAUAAAGGGUCAGGAAAACGCUUGGAGUUUGCGAAGCCGUCCUCACAGCUCUCAUCACCAGCGCUGCCAUCCACCCAGGGUGUGGUCAAGCUUUUGCUUUAGGACCAGUGGGAACUGCGCCCUCACCUAUCUUCCCUACUUUAUAGUCAGCUUUUAGUUAUUUUUUUUCAAGGUAAUUUGAGAAAUUAGAGACCACAUCACCAGCAUUUACUUUGUGCUAUGCAGCCUAAGCUAAGGCUGUGUGUGGCCCAGUCCCUAGCAGUGGAUGUCAUUAAAAUGAGCUCCCCAACCCCAACCAGGCAGCUCUAAGGUAUGAUUUCAUUGACUACCUAGAGUUUUAAUGGCCUCCAGAGGUGCUUUGAAUAUGCAUAAUCUUCAGAGCAGGACUAAAGCCCAGCUCAGGAGCUCUCUGCAGCCUACUUCCAGCUGAAGCUAUCUUCUGGAACAUUUCCCUGGUGCUUUUAAAGCAUGAUUACAUUUUAUCUAGGACUGGGAGAUUAUAGAGGCAAAGGCUAUAUUUAAACUACCUGCUAAAAGUACUACUCAUGUACCUUUGACACUUCAACACUGUUGGCCUCAUAGGUCAGUGGGAGGUUAUCCUCUACAGAUAAACCUUGACUCGUGUCUUUCCUGAGUCCCCUGCCCUAAUGUUGGGAGUGGCAUGUGCAUCAGGACCCUGGACAGCUUGCGUUGGACUGGCCUUUGUUACACCAUCCCUAAGAACAGAACUUCAUCUAGCCAGCAGGGCUUCUUCCAGACACCACAGAGCAACCAGGGUGACUGAAGCACGAAAUGGAGAUUACCACCAGCUGCUCCAUCGGAUGUGGAAAAAUCAGCACAGGCUCUACAAUGCCAGCUCGCCUCAUCUCUGGUGUGUGAUGCUCGCUGCCUCACACUUCGAUCCACAAUGAGAAAAGCACACUUAUACUAGAGCUUGACACCCUCCACUUGGCUACUAACUUAUUUCCUAGUUGAUGAGCAAAACUGGCCUAGCAUCAGACCUAGAACUUUGUGUGUGCUACUGACAUUCACAGGGUGAUUUUAAGCUGCUUGGUUAUUUGUUCUCCUUAGACAUAAUAACUGGGGAAAGAUGGACUUUAUUUUUUAUAAAAAAUAAAACCAAAAGAAAUGCCUGCUCAAUAGAUGUGUGUGUCAGUCCUUCCAUGUCUGUGCACGUGGCCAUGAAGUUUGUUUUUGUUCAACCAAGUAAUAAAAUAAUAGAACAAAAAAAAGUG
This is a messenger RNA of Rattus rattus (black rat), 2298 nucleotides long. RefSeq names its product nudE neurodevelopment protein 1 (gene Nde1). Gene Ontology annotation, molecular function: microtubule binding. The coding region runs from base 131 to 1165 and encodes 344 amino acids. The transcript has 9 exons. Gene Ontology annotation, biological process: vesicle transport along microtubule; cell migration; establishment of mitotic spindle orientation. Lineage: Eukaryota; Metazoa; Chordata; Mammalia; Rodentia; Muridae. Gene Ontology annotation, cellular component: kinesin complex; centrosome; kinetochore. The record is from RefSeq and is a predicted model, not a curated record.